Molecule: messenger RNA, 2235 nt
Organism: Perognathus longimembris pacificus (Pacific pocket mouse)
Lineage: Eukaryota; Metazoa; Chordata; Mammalia; Rodentia; Heteromyidae
Gene: Ski
Product: SKI proto-oncogene
Biological process (GO): negative regulation of BMP signaling pathway
Cellular component (GO): nucleus
Molecular function (GO): SMAD binding; RNA polymerase II cis-regulatory region sequence-specific DNA binding; DNA-binding transcription factor activity, RNA polymerase II-specific
Source: RefSeq, a predicted model, not a curated record
GGCCCGGGCGCGCGGGAGCGGGAGCGGCCCGGGGAGCCCGACCGCGCCAUGGAGGCGGCGGCGGGCGGCCGCGGCGGCUUCCAGCCGCACCCGGGCCUGCAGAAGACGCUGGAGCAGUUCCACCUGAGCUCCAUGAGCUCGCUGGGCGGCCCGGCCGCGUUCUCGGCGCGCUGGGCGCAGGAGGCCUACAAGAAGGAGAGCGCCAAGGAGGCGGGCGCCGCCGCCGCCGCCGCCGCGCCGGCCCCCGUGCCCGCGGCCGCCGAGCCGCCGCCCGUGCUGCACCUGCCCGCCAUCCAGCCCCCGCCGCCCGUGCUGCCCGGGCCCUUCUUCAUGCCGUCCGACCGCUCCACGGAGCGCUGCGAGACCGUGCUGGAGGGGGAGACCAUCUCGUGCUUCGUGGUGGGCGGCGAGAAGCGCCUGUGCCUGCCGCAGAUCCUCAACUCGGUGCUGCGCGACUUCUCGCUGCAGCAGAUCAACUCCGUGUGCGACGAGCUGCACAUCUACUGCUCGCGCUGCACGGCCGACCAGCUGGAGAUCCUCAAAGUCAUGGGCAUCCUGCCCUUCUCCGCGCCCUCGUGCGGGCUCAUCACCAAGACGGACGCCGAGCGCCUGUGCAACGCGCUGCUCUACGGCGGCGCCUACCCGCCGCCCUGCAAGAAGGAGCUGGCCGCCAGCCUGGCGCUGGGCCUGGAGCUCAGCGAGCGCAGCGUCCGCGUGUACCACGAGUGCUUCGGCAAGUGCAAGGGGCUGCUGGUGCCCGAGCUCUACAGCAGCCCCAGCGCCGCCUGCAUCCAGUGCCUCGACUGCCGCCUCAUGUACCCGCCGCACAAGUUCGUGGUGCACUCGCACAAGGCCCUGGAGAACCGGACCUGCCACUGGGGCUUCGACUCGGCCAACUGGAGGGCCUACAUCCUGCUGAGCCAGGACUACACGGGCAAGGAGGAGCAGGCCCGGCUCGGCCGCUGCCUGGACGACGUCAAGGAGAAGUUCGACUACGCCAACAAGUACAAGCGGCGGGUGCCCCGGGUCUCGGAACCUCCAGCCUCCAUGAGACCCAAACCCGACGACUCUCCCCAGUGCCCCGCAUCCUCGGAGAAGGACAAGCAAUCCAGCUGGCUGCGGACCUUGGCCGGUUCCUCCACCAAGAGCCUUGGCUGCCCUCACCCCCGCCAGCGCCUCUCUGCUUUCCGACCCUGGUCCCCCGCAGUCUCAGCGAGCGAGAAGGAGAUCUCCCCGCACCUCCCAGCCCUGAUCCGAGACAGCUUUUACUCCUCCUACAAGAGCUUCGAGACGGCGGUGGCCCCCAACGUGGCGCUCGCCCCGCCGGCCCAGCAGAAGGUGGUGCACAGCCCGCCCUGUGCCACGGUGGUGUCGCGGGCCCCCGAGCCCCUCCCCACCUGCAUCCAGCCUCGGAAGCGGAAGCUGACUGUGGACACCCCGGGAGCCCCAGAGACGCUGGUGCCCACGGCUGCCCCGGAGGAGGACAAGGACUCAGAGGCUGAGGUCGAGGUGGAGAGCAGAGAGGGCUUCACCUCCUCCCUGUCCUCGCUGUCCUCCCCGUCCUUCACCUCGUCCAGCUCCGCCAAGGACCUGAGCUCCCCCGGCGCCCACGCCCCCCCCGCCCCCGCUCCAGAGGCCGCGGCCCACGCCGACGCCCCGAGUGGGCUGGAGGCCGAGCUGGAGCACCUGCGGCAGGCCCUGGAGGGCGGGCUGGACACCAAGGAAGCCAAAGAGAAGUUCCUGCACGAAGUGGUCAAGAUGCGCGUGAAGCAGGAGGAGAAGCUGAACGCAGCCCUGCAGGCCAAGCGCAGCCUCCACCAGGAGCUGGAGUUCCUGCGGGUGGCCAAGAAGGAGAAGCUGCGGGAAGCCACGGAGGCCAAGCGGAGCCUGAGGAAGGAGAUCGAGCGCCUCCGAGCCGAGAACGAGAAGAAGAUGAAAGAGGCCAACGAGUCGCGCGUGCGCCUGAAGCGGGAGCUGGAGCAGGCGCGGCAGGCGCGGGUGUGCGACAAGGGCUGCGAGGCCGGCCGCCUGCGGGCCAAGUACUCGGCUCAGAUCGAGGACCUGCAGGCGAAGCUGCAGCACGCGGAGGCCGACCGCGAGCAGCUGCGGGCCGACCUGCUGCGGGAGCGCGAGGCCCGCGAGCACCUGGAGAAGGUGGUGAAGGAGCUUCAGGAGCAGCUGUGGCCGCGCCCGAGCGCGCGGGGCGGCGAGGGCAGCCCCGAGCUGGAGCCCUAG